AUGGCAUUUGUUUCCCUCGUGGAGGUGUUCCACGAAGCAAAAGAACACUUUGAGGAGGUUUACAAAGGCGACUGGGGACUAAUCUACGCUUGCCUCUCUUUCUUCGUUGGGUGGGGCGUUGCUCUCGCCAUGGACCACCUGCUUCAUAAAUACCUGGAUCCUGAAGUGGACAACUCUUGUCCAAGUGCCUUUCUCGAAAAAGGGCAUCCCGAAAAUGAAGAAGAAAUGGCCCAACGACGGUUCGAAGCUGAUACAUUCAGACUUAUGCGAGUUGGCUGGUUCACUGCUUUAGCCCUCACUGUUCACAACAUUCCGGAAGGUCUACUUACGUAUGUAUCUGCUCAGUCUGCAAAUCCAACGAUCGGCUUAGGAAUCGCGGUUGCCAUUGGCAUGCACAAUAUUCCGGAAGGCUUCGCAGUAGCGUUUCCCAUCAUGAUUGCGACUGGAAGUAAACUCAAGGGAAUGUGUUACGCAGCAAUUACUGGAUUUGCCGAGCCCCUCGGUGCUCUGAUAGGUUAUCUAUUUAUUAACCUAAGCGAUGAAAGUUCAAAUCACAAAAUAUUCGGAUGGUUAUUUGGAAUAACAGCUGGAAUAAUGACCCAAGUUUCAAUUUCUUCACUUCUUUUAGAAGCUGCUAGAUACGACCCAGGGGAUAAAAUUGUUUCUCGAGCGUGGGUAUUCGGUGCUAUUGUGAUUGCCCUGUCCCUUGUGGUUAUUCAAGUUACAGACAAAUGCUCAGAUAGAGAGGCCGAGUUCUGCUCAAAGUGGCAAUCGAUAUGCAACUGA
This is a messenger RNA of Oikopleura dioica, 786 nucleotides long. Lineage: Eukaryota; Metazoa; Chordata; Appendicularia; Copelata; Oikopleuridae. The record is from the annotation of a GenBank genome assembly.